This is a messenger RNA of Acanthopagrus latus (yellowfin seabream), 620 nucleotides long. It is a transcript of the gene ndufs6, whose product is annotated as NADH:ubiquinone oxidoreductase subunit S6. Gene Ontology annotation, biological process: mitochondrial electron transport, NADH to ubiquinone. Lineage: Eukaryota; Metazoa; Chordata; Actinopteri; Spariformes; Sparidae. The record is from RefSeq and is a predicted model, not a curated record. The transcript is spliced from 4 exons. The coding region runs from base 158 to 547 and encodes 129 amino acids.
AUAUAUAUAUAUAUGUGUAAGCUCUAAACUGGAAAGCUGGUUAGGGGUAUAACGCAAAAUAGAAAUUCUGUUGACCUGAGAGUCGAAAUUUAGGGACUGUAAAAUUCAAAUGUAAUAUUCUUCGCAAAGCAGCCUGGGAAAACAGGCUGGUGUAAACAUGGCGGCCGCAGUGGGUAGACUUCUGUCCUUCAGUAAAAAUGCUAAGGUGCUCGUUUCACCUUUGAGGUUGUCUGUCGUACCUGUUCAUCGGUACAGCGUAGAGGUUUCCAGCACUGGAGAGCCCAUUACUCACACCGGACAGGUCUACGAUGCGAGCGACCCCAGGAGAGCCAGAUUCGUUGGCAAAGUGAAGGAGGUGAACAAGAACUUUGCCAUUAAAUUGGUGGCAGAGGAGCCGGUGACUGACGUGGGGGCCAGAGUGGUGUCCUGUGAUGGAGGUGGAGGAGCCCUGGGCCAUCCCAAAGUCUACAUCAACCUGGAUAAAGACACAAAAGUGGGCACAUGUGGCUACUGUGGAUUACAGUUCAAGCAGAAGCAUCAUCACUGAAACAUUUUCUCUGUCAUUGCUUCUCUGUAUAAAUCGCCAUAUUGGUUAAUAAAUUAUGUCUGUCUCUCUGAGA